Messenger RNA from Meleagris gallopavo (turkey), 1152 nucleotides. Lineage: Eukaryota; Metazoa; Chordata; Aves; Galliformes; Phasianidae. The record is from RefSeq and is a predicted model, not a curated record.
CAUAACCCCAACACCCCACACCCCACCACCCCACAGCCCCAUAACAAAACCCCACAACCUCUCUCUUUCCCCCCACAGCCCUACAAGCUGCUGCCUCUCCUCCUCCUCCUCCUCCUCGCCGACCCCACAUCAACCGACCCCAUAUCAACCGACCCCAUAUCGGCCGACCCCAUAUCGGCCCACGCGGAUUUUGCCUACAGCGCCCCCAACCGGCCGACGGUGCGCAUUGCAUCGGGUUCCAUCCGGGGCCUUUUGCUCCCUGCCGGCUCUUCCACGGCCGCCGCCUUUUUGGGAAUCCCGUUCGCCGUCCCCCCUUUGGGAUCUCUCCGCUUCCGCCCCCCGAUCCCGAUCCCGAAGCCCUGGCCCGGUAUCCGUGACGCAGAUUCUCAGCCAUUCGCUUGUUACCAAAUCGUAGACACCACGUUUCCGGGUUUUCCCGACUCCGAAAUGUGGAACCCUAAUAGGGAAAUGAGCGAGGAUUGCCUGUAUCUCAACGUCUGGACCCCGAAAAGGCGACCCUACAAAGCCCCCGUGAUGGUUUGGAUUUACGGGGGGGGGUUUUACAGCGGUUCCGUUUCUCUGGAUGUUUACGACGGGCGAUUCCUGGCCGUGGCCGAGGGCGCCGUGGUGAUUUCCAUGAAUUACCGCGUGGGAUCUUUAGGAUUUUUAGCCCUGCCGGGUCAGCGGGACGCACCUGGGAACGUGGGUUUGUGGGACCAGCGCUUGGCUUUGCAGUGGAUAAAGGAAAACGCCGAGGCUUUCGGGGGAGAUCCGAAUCUGGUGACCCUGUUUGGCGAAAGCGCCGGCGCCGCUUCUGUGGGAUUUCAUCUCUUGUCGCCCCACAGCCAGGGGUUGUUUAAUAGGGCCGUCCUACAGAGCGGUUCCCCUAACGGACCUUGGGCCAGCAUCGGGGCGGCCGAAGGGAGAAGGAGGGCGAUGCUUUUAGGGCGGGUGGUGGGGUGCCCCUAUGGGAACGAGACGGAAUUAUUGGGGUGCCUACGGGGGAAGGAACCCGGGGAGCUUUUGGAGGGGGAAGGGAUGGUGAUGCCACCCCAAAGCGUUUUUAGGUUCGCUUUCGUUCCCGUCGUGGAUGGGGAGUUUUUGGUUGACAGCCCCGAUGUUGUUUUAGGGGGUUACGGGGCGGGUUAUGGG